AUGGGAGCAGAGCCGGGAAGGCCGGCGCUCGGCCCUCAGCCCGGCCCGCGCGUGGGCGGGAACCCAGGAGAGACGCUAGUACCCCGGAUCGGGCGGGCCUCCAGUGCGGGGGACGCAGGUUCCCAAAUCCGGCCCCAAAGCCUCCCCAGCCGGCCUCGAAAUAAUAUGGUGGAGAGACUUGGAGAAAGGAAUGAUCAAUGUGAAGAAGAUUUCAGUCCAAUUGCAAAUCUUAAUCUCUACAAGAAAAUUUUUAUUGGAGUAAAACAAUAUGAUUACAGUGCUUAUGGAAACAUCUUCAUGCACCCUUCAUCACUCAAGAGUUAUAUCACAGUUCACAGUGGACACAAACCAUAUCAGUGCCAGGAAUGUGGGCAGGUCUACAGUUGUCGUUCACACCUGAGAAUACAUAUGAGAACCCACAAUGGAGAGAGACCCUACGUGUGUAAAUUAUGUGGGAAAACUUUUCCUCGUACUUCUUCCCUCAAUCGGCAUAUGAGAAUUCACACUGCUGAGAAAACCUAUGAGUGUGAGCAAUGUGGGAAGGCCUUCAUUUAUUUUUCAAGUCUUACUAGUCAUGUGAGAAGUCACACUGGAGAGAAGCCAUAUAAAUGUAAAGAAUGUGGAAAAGCUUUCAGUUAUUCCUCAACUUUUCGAAGACACAUGAUAACACACACUGGAGAGAAGCCAUAUAAAUGUAAAGAAUGUGGGGAAGCCUUUAGUUAUUCCUCAACAUUUCGAAGACAUAUGAUAUCACACACUGGAGAGAAGCCACAUAAAUGUAAAGAAUGUGGAGAAGCCUUCAGUUAUUCCUCAGCUUUUCGAAGACAUAUGAUUACACACACUGGAGAAAAACCCUAUGAAUGUAAACAAUGUGGGAAAACCUUCAUUUAUCUCCAGUCCUAUCGAAGACAUGAAAGGAUUCACACCGGAGAGAAACCCUAUGAAUGCAAACAGUGUGGGAAAACCUUCAUUUACCUGCAAUCUUUUCGAAGACAUGAAAGGACUCAUGGUGGAGAGAAACCCUAUGAAUGUAACCAAUGUGGAAAAACAUUCAGUCAUCCCUCAUCCUUUCGAGGACAUAUGAGAGUACACACUGGAGAGAAACCCUAUGAAUGUAAGCAAUGUGGAAAAACUUUUAAUUGGCCCAUAUCCUUACGGAAGCAUAUGAGAACACACACUAGAGAGAAACCCUAUGAAUGUAAGCAGUGUGGGAAAGCCUUCAUCUUCAAAUGGCCAUCAUCUUUACCAAUACAUAUGCGACUGCACACUGGAGAGAAACCUUACAAAUGUAAGCACUGUGGGAAAGCAUUUAAUUGUUCCUCAUCCUUACGAAGACAUGUGAGAAUACAUACUACAGAAAAACAGUAUAAAUAUAACAUGGGACCUCCUCCUGCAAAUAAAUUCAUGUACAAUACUUCAGAGAACUCACACCAGGAGAAGGAACUUGUAAAAGUUGUAAAUAUGGUAUUGCCUUUAUGAGCACCUCAUGUUUAAAGUGGACACAUAAGGAGUAUAUUUAUGGUUCAUUUGCAGAUGAAUGGGAAAAAUAAU
Messenger RNA from Otolemur garnettii (small-eared galago), 1551 nucleotides. RefSeq names its product zinc finger protein 555-like. Gene Ontology annotation, molecular function: RNA polymerase II cis-regulatory region sequence-specific DNA binding; DNA-binding transcription factor activity, RNA polymerase II-specific. The transcript has 4 exons. Gene Ontology annotation, cellular component: nucleus. NCBI's taxonomy places the organism in Eukaryota, Metazoa, Chordata, Mammalia, Primates, Galagidae. Bases 1 to 1479 code for a protein of 492 amino acids. The record is from RefSeq and is a predicted model, not a curated record. Gene Ontology annotation, biological process: central nervous system development; regulation of transcription by RNA polymerase II.